Messenger RNA from Symbiodinium necroappetens, 1177 nucleotides. The record is from the annotation of a GenBank genome assembly. NCBI's taxonomy places the organism in Eukaryota, Dinophyceae, Suessiales, Symbiodiniaceae.
AUGGGAAAUCAGACAUUUAUGUCUCUGAUUGAUGCCGCAUCCCUCUCUCUUCUGAUGCCCAUCGUUGUUCGAGGACUCAGGGAGCGAGAGCCAGCCAGCAAGAAGUGGUCUGCUCAGAUCUUCGGAUCCACAUCGCAGUUGGUACAGAAUGUAGAUUUCAUGAAGCCUUACCUGCCGAUGGUUGCGCCCAUGCUGGAGCAGGCUUUGUUCGACCCCGUGUCCGAGGUCAAGCGCGAAGCGGCCAAGACCUUCGGCGUCAUGGAACAGGUGUUGCCCCAGUACUCGCAGCAGAAGCUGCAGCCAUGGCUCUUCGGAAAACUCCGGGCAGGCGAGCAGGCGGAACAGAAUGGUGCCGCCCUCGCUUUGGCAGAGACCUUGACGAAGAUGGACAAGGAGCUAGCAGCGACUUACAUCGGAGAGCUCCAAGCCGGGGCCAGCGAUGCAAAAUGGCAAGUGAGGCGCGGCUUCCUUGAGCUCAUGGACACCAUGCCUCAGGCCAUGAAAAUGGACUUCGCCCCCUACAUUGAGCAGUUGUUCCCGCCUAUGCUGAUGGGAAUCACAGGCGACAAAGAUCAAAACGAGGAUCCCGGCCACCGCGCUGCCUUAGCAUUGGUGCAGCGUUUCGGAGACUUGUGUCCUGAUCGCUUGUUGGAUGGCUUCGAGGGAACCUACUGCCGCACCCUGCAGCACGACUCACCGGAGGAGGCGAGCCGGAAUGCUGUUGUGAGGGAAAAGAAUGUGGUGCUCCUCGGCAAGGUCGCCGAAAAAAUUCUGGAGCACAAGAAGUUCGGCCAAGACCUGCUCACCACAGAGGAUUGCUCCAACAAGGCGACCCGUGAACGAGUCUUGGUGCUCAUAUUCUUGGCCAGGUACGAUGCCGAUGCCAGCGUGAAGCGCGUGGCCAACGGCCUAUGGAAGACGGCCGGGGGUGCACCAAAGGUGCAGAAGGCUAUCAUGCCUUCUGUGAGCAAGACUCUUCAGAAGUUUCGAGGAGGUUCCAAGGGCCCCGGAGCGCAGAAGCUCGCGCUUGAGGUCCUUGACCAGCUCGUGAAAGCUGGAGAGCUGGAGGCGAUAGAGGACGCUGUCCCCGAGGCGCCAAAGUUCCAGUUUCCGCCGAGCGCAGAGAGGGCGUUCGAGCCUCGGAAGGCAGCAGAAUGCUUGCUGCUGGAGCCCGUAG